GCCAAACCAAAAAAAGAAUCUCAAUUACAGCGACGCGUGUAAAAUAUUGAAUUUUUUCUUUUCGAAACGCCUUUUUUGUAUAUCGAUUUGUAUUAUUGCAUUCAAACUUUACGACUUAUUCCAAAUAAAUUUGAUUAGAUAUGAGCUCUACAACAGUACCUGUACCAAUUUCAUCGGAAGAUGACCGAUGGAUAAGCAUUCAUAAACGGUUUUUGAGUGAAUGUCGAGAAAAGGAUGCGGAGGUCAUAUUUAUUGGAGAUUGUGUUUUAGAAACUCUUCAACACACUGCAAGUUGGAAUCAGUAUUUUGCCCCAAUGCAUUCGUUGAAUUUUAGCAUUUAUUCAGAUGAAACACAAAAUACCCUUUGGCGUAUUCAAAAUGGUGCACUUGAUAAUGUCAAACCAAAAAUCGUUGUUUUAUUGGUCGGGACGAACAAUAUCACUAACACCGCUGAAGAAGUGGCGGAAGGAAUAUUUGAAAUUGUUAAAAAUAUUCGAGAAAAACUACCUGAUGCCUACAUUGUUUUACCGACGCUUCUACCUCGUGGUCAACAACCAAAUAGACUUCGCGAAAAAAAUCAACAAGUGAAUAAAUUGAUUGCCGAAAAGUAUUCGACAAACCGAGAGGACAAAGUGCAAACUGUACAAAUCGACAAAGGACUGGUACAGGCUGAUGGAACAAUAAGCCACCAUGACAUGUUCGACUAUUUAAAUCUAACGAAUACUGGCUAUAAAAAAGUAUUCGAACCGAUCUACGAUCUGCUUUCUCAAAUUCUCAAUGAAAACGAACCGGAAAAGGAUCUCACACCAUCUGAAUAAACGUCAUCUGAUCAAGGGCAUUUUUAAUCAUUUAUUCGUGCAAAUCUUAUCGCUUGUGAAAAUAAAACAAAAAAAUAAUUCCAUUCAGUUUACAAACUAUUGUGCAAAAAAAAAAAACAUUUACAACGCUAAAAUUCAACUAGCUAAACGCAUUCGAAGCUUCGUGAUUAGAAAAUUAAGUAUCUAUUUAUUUUUUACGUUUGAAAUUAUCUUUAUUUUCUUCAAAUAUUUUAAGGUACACUGCAAUAUCAUUCCAAUUGAAUUGUGAACGAUAUACAAUAGCUUAAAGCAAGAUUUUUGGUCUUCAUAUUUUUUAGGCAAAUGAAAUGAAUUAUUCAAUUAUAUGAAAUGAGUGUGAUUUUUUCUCGUUUCGGUACCUAUGAGAUUUUUUUUGUUAGUAUUUAGUUAUGUUUAUUACAUUUAAUACUUUAUUUCUCAUUUUGAAAUCAAGAAGCCAAAAUGUUAACAAAGGAAACAUGGAGACAACGGCAAACAAACUAAUAAGGCACCAUUGUUAGAAAUAAGUUUAAACCACGAAGUAGGCUUUUUCCUCUUUUUUUUCCCUCAAUACACAAAAUAGCUUAGCUUCGCAUUGAACGAAUUGAAAAAAAAAAACAAUGCAUUCCAAUCAUUUGUUAACUAAAAUUGUAUUAUGAGUAUUUCAUUGGGAAUUGCUCAGUGAAUAUCAUAAAAAUUGGAAUUUUGUCAUACAUUUGAUAUUUUUUUAUUCAAAGAUAACAAUACAUCAUAAUAUACUCGCUCAAAGACGCUAAAAUAUUUUUGAAAUAGCUGAUUGAUAAAAAUGAACUAAGAAAAUGUUUAUGUGAGAGAUGCACUAUUUUCAUUGGAAAAUUUAAAU
Messenger RNA from Contarinia nasturtii (swede midge), 1677 nucleotides. It is a transcript of the gene Paf-AHalpha, whose product is annotated as platelet-activating factor acetylhydrolase IB subunit beta homolog. NCBI's taxonomy places the organism in Eukaryota, Metazoa, Arthropoda, Insecta, Diptera, Cecidomyiidae. Bases 141 to 818 code for a protein of 225 amino acids. The transcript has 5 exons. The record is from RefSeq and is a predicted model, not a curated record.